AUGGGUCGAUUUGGCAUCGCGAUAACAACCAUCGUCUUAAUCGGUUGUUUAGUUGCAAUUUCCAUCGCGAAAGAGGAAGCCAGCAAGUUGGGAACCGUUAUCGGGAUAGAUCUAGGAACGACUUAUUCUUGUGUCGGUGUUUACAAAAACGGUCAUGUUGAGAUCAUAGCAAACGAUCAGGGAAAUCGAAUUACUCCAUCGUGGGUGGCAUUCACCGACUCUGAGAGGUUGAUCGGCGAGGCUGCAAAGAAUCAGGCAGCUGUCAAUGCCCAGAGAACCAUAUUUGAUGUUAAGAGACUCAUUGGAAGAAAGUUUGAGGACAAAGAAGUCCAGAAGGAUAUGAAACUUGUUCCUUACAAAAUUGUGAAUAAGGAUGGGAAGCCUUAUAUCCAAGUCAAACUUAAGGAUGGUGAAAAGGUGUUUAGUCCUGAGGAAAUCAGUGCUAUGAUCUUAACCAAGAUGAAGGAGACAGCUGAAGCCUUCCUUGGAAACAGAAUCAAAGAUGCAGUUGUUACUGUUCCUGCAUACUUUAACGAUGCCCAAAGGCAAGCUACGAAGGAUGCCGGUGUAAUUGCUGGUCUAAAUGUUGCUAGAAUCAUCAACGAGCCCACAGCCGCUGCUAUUGCAUAUGGCUUGGACAAGAAAAGUGGCGAGAAGAACAUUCUUGUUUUCGACCUUGGUGGUGGUACAUUCGAUGUCAGUAUCUUGACCAUCGAUAAUGGCGUUUUUGAGGUUCUUGCCACAAAUGGAGACACCCAUCUUGGAGGUGAGGACUUCGACCAACGGAUAAUGGAAUACUUCAUCAAACUGAUCAAGAAGAAGCAUAACAAAGACAUAAGCAAGGACAACAGAGCUAUCGGGAAGUUGCGAAGGGAAGCCGAGCGAGCAAAGAGAGCGUUGAGCAGCCAACACCAAAUCCGUGUUGAGAUCGAAUCGCUUUUUGACGGCACGGAUUUCUCCGAGCCAUUGACCCGAGCUCGAUUCGAGGAGUUGAACAAUGACUUGUUCAAAAAGACAAUGGGACCAGUGAAAAAGGCCAUGGAAGAUGCUGGAUUGGAGAAGAAACAGAUUGAUGAGAUUGUCCUUGUUGGUGGAAGUACUAGAAUCCCAAGGGUUCAACAGCUCCUCAAGGACUACUUCAAUGGGAAAGAACCCAACAAGGGUGUGAACCCUGAUGAAGCAGUUGCUUAUGGUGCUGCAGUACAAGGUGGAAUCUUGAGCGGUGAGGGCGGAGAUGAAACCAAAGAUAUCCUUCUUUUGGAUGUGGCUCCACUGACCCUUGGUAUUGAAACCAUUGGUGGGGUGAUGACCAAAUUGAUCCCUAGGAACACUGUUAUCCCAACCAAGAAAUCUCAAGUAUUUACCACCUACAAAGAUCAGCAAACUGUAGUCUCCAUUCAGGUUUUCGAAGGUGAAAGAAGUCUUACAAAAGAUUGUAGGCUUCUUGGAAAGUUUGAUCUCUCAGGACUUCCUCCAGCACCAAGGGGAACUCCACAAAUCGAAGUGACAUUCGAAGUAGAUGCAAAUGGUAUCUUGAACGUGAAGGCUGAAGAUAAGGGAACCGGAAAGGCCGAAAAGAUCACAAUCACCAACGAAAAAGGCCGAUUGAGCCAGGAAGAUAUCGAGCGUAUGGUUCGUGAAGCAGAAGAAUUCGCCGAGGAAGACAAGAAAGUAAAGGAAAGGAUUGAUUCCCGUAACGCUCUAGAAACUUACGUCUACAAUAUUAAGAAUCAAAUAAACGAUAAAGAUAAACUGGCUGAUAAACUAGAGUCGAACGAGAAAGAGAAGAUGGCGACGGCGACGAAUGAGGCUUUAGAUUGGCUAGACGAUAACCAGACGGCUGAGAAGGAGGAGUAUGAUGAGAAGCUGAAAGAGGUGGAAGGUGUAUGCAAUCCGAUCAUUACGGCUCUUUAUCAAAGGACCGGUGGUGGUGCCCCCGAUGGUGCUGAAGACGAUGAUCAACACGAUGAACUAUAG
Molecule: messenger RNA, 1977 nt
Organism: Cynara cardunculus var. scolymus (artichoke)
Lineage: Eukaryota; Viridiplantae; Streptophyta; Magnoliopsida; Asterales; Asteraceae
Product: luminal-binding protein-like
Exons: 8
Coding region: 1-1977 (658 amino acids)
Biological process (GO): protein refolding; endoplasmic reticulum unfolded protein response; cellular response to unfolded protein
Cellular component (GO): membrane; cytoplasm; endoplasmic reticulum lumen
Molecular function (GO): ATP-dependent protein folding chaperone; ATP binding; ATP hydrolysis activity
Source: RefSeq, a predicted model, not a curated record